ACAAUCAAUUUGAAGAAUUUAUGAAGAAUGAGUGUUUCAGGUCAGAGAAAGUUGUGACUGACUCGUUUUUUGUUGAAAAUUUUAUAUAUUUCGUAAAAAAGUUUUUAUAAACCUAUUGAUCUCAAUAUUCGUAUAAAUUCUAUAAUCUCAUUUCAAAAUGGCAAAAAAAUUCCCUUUAUUUCACCCAUUUUCCCGGCGGCUUCAUAUUGUUCUACUAUGUAUGAUCGGAUUUUUCUGCACAACUUUUAUGAGAAUUCAUUUUGCACUGACAAUGACUUGUAUGGUUAAUUCUACUGCUUUAGCAGUGGAAAAUGAAAUUAAAUUGGCCGGAAAUUCAAAUGUCUCUGAAAUUUCUAUUAUAGAGGAGAUUAAUUUGGGAUCUAAUGGUCAAUGUGGUUUGAUGGAUGAAGAUGGGCAAAAGAAAGUUGUUGUUGAUUAUGGGGGUGAAUUGGUAUGGAACAGCUACGAACAAAAUCUUAUAUUUUCUGGAACAUUUUGGGGAUCACUUAUUACAGUACUCCCUUCAAUGUUCUUCAUUGAGCGCUUUUCUCCACGUCACGUACUUCAAAUUUCUGUAGCCCUUUACAUUUUGGUUACCGUAAUAACUCCUUUUUUGGCGACACAUUUCGGAUAUUUUUCAGUUUUCCUGGCAAGAAUUGGAAUGGGGUUAGGAGAGGGUUUUGUAUUUCCUACGAACAAUGCAAUUAUUGGGAAUUGGUUUCCCAGCUCAGAAAAGAGCACAGCUUUAUCAAUUUUUACAUUAGGUAAUCAAAUUGCAUCAGCUGCAGGAAGUCCUAUGGUAGCAGCGGUUUGUGCAUCUGAUUUGGGAUGGCCAGCUACUUUUUAUUUUGCUGGAAUAUUUGCUACUGGAUGGUCGAUUCUCUGGUUCUUCACAGCAUCUAGUCAUCCGGCAAAAGUAAAAAUGAUGACAAAGAAGGAGAAAGAGUACUUAUUGGCAAAUGUGGUAAAGAAAGUGCACAAGUCCGAAAAAACCCGUUCGAUUCCAUACUCUAAAAUUCUAACUUCUCCUGCAUUUCUUGGUCAACUUCAAUGUCAUUUCUUUGUCAAUCUUUUCAUGACACUAUUUCAAAUUUACUUGCCUUCAUAUUUCAAAGAAGUUCUACAUUUGGGCGUUAUUGCUAAUGGUACAUUUACUGCAAUUCCCAACAUCUUCAAUAUGAUAUUCAAAGUUGUUUGGGGUAUUGGAAUAGAUAAAUUAAAAGAAAAUAAGAUUCUCAGUAAUACUAAAGCUGUAAAGGUAUCACAUGGUGUUGCAAGUUUUGGGAGUUCCUUCUCACUUAUUUUACUUGCAUUCUUUGUCGAUUGCUCUAAUCCAACAACUGGCCUUAUUUUCUUCUGUUUAAUGUAUAGCUCAAUGGGAACAUUUGUGAGUGGAUUUUACACAUCACUACUCAGUUUGGCACCACAAUAUACUGCAACCAUGUCUGCAAUUUCAAUGUUUGUUGCAAUGAUUGGUAGAUUGACAACUCCUGCAGUCAUGAGCAUGUUCAGAAAAGACGGAACCGCUGCGGAGUGGCAGAAUAUCUUCAUAGGAUGCUCACUGGCACAUAUUUUCUCUGGUUCAAUAUUCUUGUUAUUCGGAUCAGGAGAAUUACAAGAUUGGGCUAAAGUUGAGGAUGAUCAGGAGAUGAAUGAGAAAGAGAAGCUGAAGACAAUUGAGAAUGGUAUUGUAGUUGUUGAAGAAGUAGAUGUCAAAAAUGAAAUGAGCGCCACGUUGGUGAAAGAGGAUUCGCUGUGUCUUUGAUAAUUUACAUAAUUUGCUGAUGAUUUUUUUUUUCAUUUAAUAAAUAUUUUAAAAACUUCUUU
Caenorhabditis elegans is the source of this 1827-nucleotide messenger RNA. It is a transcript of the gene slc-17.3, whose product is annotated as putative transporter slc-17.3. The transcript has 12 exons. Gene Ontology annotation, cellular component: membrane. Lineage: Eukaryota; Metazoa; Nematoda; Chromadorea; Rhabditida; Rhabditidae. Gene Ontology annotation, molecular function: transmembrane transporter activity. The coding region runs from base 158 to 1765 and encodes 535 amino acids. Gene Ontology annotation, biological process: transmembrane transport. The record is from RefSeq and is marked reviewed.